This is a messenger RNA of Saccharomyces cerevisiae S288C, 1611 nucleotides long. It is a transcript of the gene MSE1, whose product is annotated as glutamate--tRNA ligase MSE1. Gene Ontology annotation, cellular component: mitochondrion; mitochondrial matrix. Gene Ontology annotation, molecular function: zinc ion binding; nucleotide binding; ATP binding. NCBI's taxonomy places the organism in Eukaryota, Fungi, Ascomycota, Saccharomycetes, Saccharomycetales, Saccharomycetaceae. Gene Ontology annotation, biological process: tRNA aminoacylation; glutamyl-tRNA aminoacylation. The record is from RefSeq and is marked reviewed. The coding region runs from base 1 to 1611 and encodes 536 amino acids. The transcript has a single exon.
AUGAUCAUGUUGAGAAUACCGACACGGUCUUAUUGUUCACCUUCGAAGCUAAUAAAGGGCGUAGGUCUCUCACCAUUGAAGAAAUCUCUGUUAUCCAAGAAAAUAAAGGAAGAUAUCCAUCCUUCUUUACCUGUUAGAACUAGGUUUGCGCCUUCUCCAACUGGGUUUUUACACUUGGGGUCACUGAGAACAGCCCUUUACAAUUACCUAUUAGCAAGAAACACCAAUGGGCAGUUUUUGCUUCGUUUAGAAGAUACAGACCAGAAGAGGCUAAUAGAGGGAGCAGAAGAAAACAUCUACGAGAUUCUGAAAUGGUGUAACAUAAACUACGAUGAAACCCCUAUAAAGCAAAGUGAAAGGAAACUAAUAUAUGACAAAUAUGUAAAAAUAUUACUAUCUUCUGGGAAGGCGUAUAGAUGUUUUUGUUCAAAGGAGCGAUUGAACGAUUUGAGACACUCUGCAAUGGAAUUGAAACCUCCUUCGAUGGCAAGCUAUGAUCGAUGUUGUGCACACUUAGGGGAGGAAGAAAUAAAAUCUAAGCUAGCGCAAGGUAUACCUUUCACUGUGCGGUUUAAAUCGCCAGAACGAUAUCCAACGUUUACUGAUCUUUUACAUGGACAAAUAAAUCUUCAACCGCAAGUAAACUUUAACGAUAAACGGUACGAUGACCUUAUCCUUGUUAAGUCGGAUAAGUUGCCAACCUAUCAUCUGGCAAAUGUUGUGGAUGACCAUUUGAUGGGAAUAACCCAUGUUAUAAGAGGUGAGGAAUGGCUGCCCUCUACUCCUAAACAUAUCGCCCUAUAUAAUGCAUUUGGGUGGGCUUGCCCAAAGUUCAUCCACAUUCCCUUAUUGACGACGGUUGGUGAUAAGAAAUUGAGUAAAAGAAAAGGUGAUAUGUCUAUCUCGGAUUUAAAAAGACAGGGAGUUUUGCCAGAAGCUUUGAUUAACUUUUGUGCGCUAUUUGGCUGGUCUCCUCCAAGAGAUCUGGCUUCGAAAAAGCAUGAGUGUUUUUCAAUGGAGGAAUUGGAAACCAUUUUUAAUUUGAAUGGUUUGACGAAGGGAAAUGCCAAAGUCGAUGAUAAAAAAUUGUGGUUCUUCAAUAAGCAUUUUUUGCAAAAAAGAAUACUUAAUCCUUCUACAUUGAGGGAGCUUGUCGACGACAUUAUGCCUUCUUUAGAGUCCAUAUAUAACACAUCUACCAUAAGCCGUGAGAAAGUAGCUAAAAUUUUACUGAACUGUGGUGGUUCUCUAUCAAGGAUUAACGAUUUUCAUGAUGAAUUUUAUUAUUUUUUUGAAAAGCCCAAAUAUAAUGAUAAUGAUGCUGUCACGAAAUUUCUAAGCAAGAACGAAAGCCGCCACAUUGCUCACUUAUUGAAGAAGCUUGGACAGUUUCAAGAGGGCACCGAUGCUCAAGAAGUCGAAUCUAUGGUCGAAACGAUGUAUUAUGAGAACGGUUUUUCUAGGAAAGUCACGUAUCAGGCAAUGAGAUUUGCUCUUGCGGGAUGUCACCCAGGUGCCAAAAUAGCAGCCAUGAUAGAUAUUUUGGGCAUCAAGGAAAGUAACAAAAGAUUAUCCGAAGGUUUACAGUUCUUGCAAAGAGAGAAAAAGUAA